AUGGCGUCGGACAGUGACGGUGAGGAGGACUUUGUGAGUUUCGGGACUCCGUUAGAGCCUCUGGAGGAAGAUGAGCCCCUCAGGAAGCCCCUCCCUCUCCAUGAACAGACAGUGAAGGAUGAGAAAGGUCGAUAUAAACGUUUCCACGGAGCGUUCACCGGAGGAUUCUCUGCCGGAUACUUCAACACCGUGGGAACCAAGGAAGGCUGGAGUCCGUCCACCUUUGUGUCGUCACGGCAACAGAAAGCUGAGAAACAUCAUGUCACGCCUGCAGACUUCAUGGAUGAAGAGGACUUCGGGGAGCAUGGCAUCGCCCCGGCUCAGAUCAGUACCAGUGAGGAGUUCUCUUCGAGCCGUAGAGACGCAGCGGGAGAGAAAGCGAGAGCAGUGAACGCUCAGGCUGCUCUCAUCCCUGGAGACACUCUGCUGGAACAGCUGAUCACACCUGCCAGGACCUCCAUCGGUGUGGAGCUGCUGAUGAAGAUGGGCUGGAAGGAAGGUCAGGGUGUCGGUCCUCGUGUGAAGAGGAGAGCUCGGCGGCAGCAGACCGAUGGAGGCAGAGUGUACGGCUGUGCGCUGCCCCCUGCUGGCUCGGAGGACUCGGAGGAGGACGAUGAGGAGUUUGCUCCGGAGAACGUGACCUUUGCCCCCAAGGAUGUGACCCCGGUGGACUUCACCCCGCGGCUGGGUGUGCAGGGUCUGGGGUACCGCGGUCUGGACCCGGGUCUGGCUCUGCAGGGCCGCGGCGGCCCCGAGCACAUCGACCUGUUCGACCCGGACAGCAGGAACCGUCUGCUGGGAGACAGACGGGGGUCCAGGAGGGGGGGCGUGGCCGGACAGGCGUUCGGAGUGGGAGCGCUGGAGGAUGAUGAUGAUGAAGAGGUUUACCACAGAGACUCCAUGUCCAGAUACGACACGGUGUUAGGAGGAGAGGAACCUGGAGACGGACUCUACGGCUGGACGGCUCCACAGCAGUACACCAAGAAAAAAGACAGGAGUAAAGAUGCGUCGUAUCUCGGCAAAAUCCUGGAAGGAUUCACUCUGUCCCAAAAACCAGAGAAGGCCAAAACAAUCUUCCCUCCUCCCUCUCUUCCUCGUGACUAUCGUCCGGUGCAUCGUUUCCGUGGUGCGGUGGAUGUGUCGGUGCUGUCGGGGGUCAGUCCUGCUCUGGCCGAAGCUCUGAGGUCCUCCAGGGGUCACAUGGUCAAAGAGGAGCCUGAAGCAGGAGGACGGCACCAGCUGGACUCGGACCAGAGGAGAGCGCUGCUGGGAGAGGACACGCUGCCAGGUCCUUCUUCAGUCAUGGAGCUGCUGAGACCUGAAGACAGACAGCGACUCUUCAACCUCCGCAAAUCCUUCAUCCCACCCUCCACCAACGCUGCUGCACCGGGCUCCCAUAAUGCUUUGCAGCCAGCUGCUCUGAGCGGCGCGGCCUUUUCCUCUUCCUCCUCCUCCUCUUCCUCCCUCCAGCAGCAGCAGGAGGCUCUGGCAGCAUGGAGAGGUCAGACCACCACACAGACCUUCAAACCAUUUGAGAAGAAUCCGAGCAAGCAGGCGCGUUACGAGCUCUACCUGGGCCGCCUCGGACAUGGAGACAGAGACGCUCUGGAGCAGAGUCUGGACUCGGGCAUGACGGAGUGGGAGCGCAGCAGGGAGAGGGAGGAGUUUGUGCGAGCCUCCAUCCUCUACCGCCCCUCCUCCUCCUUCCUCUCCUCCCGCUUCACCCGAGCCAAGACCGAGGAGGACGACGCCGCCGUGGAGGUGAACCGCGACGAGGAGGGCGACGCAGACGACAAACAGGCCGCCGUCAAGAUGAAGAUGUUCGGAAAACUGACCCGAGAAACGUUCGAGUGGCAUCCUGAUAAACUGCUCUGCAAGAGAUUCAACAUCCCAGACCCUUACCCAGGGUACUAC
Messenger RNA from Scomber japonicus (chub mackerel), 1914 nucleotides. It is a transcript of the gene gpatch1, whose product is annotated as G patch domain containing 1. Gene Ontology annotation, cellular component: nucleus. Lineage: Eukaryota; Metazoa; Chordata; Actinopteri; Scombriformes; Scombridae. Gene Ontology annotation, molecular function: RNA binding. The record is from RefSeq and is a predicted model, not a curated record. Gene Ontology annotation, biological process: mRNA processing. The transcript is spliced from 13 exons. The annotation marks the transcript as partial.